Molecule: messenger RNA, 573 nt
Organism: Apodemus sylvaticus (European woodmouse)
Lineage: Eukaryota; Metazoa; Chordata; Mammalia; Rodentia; Muridae
Gene: Gpx2
Product: glutathione peroxidase 2
Exons: 2
Biological process (GO): response to oxidative stress
Molecular function (GO): glutathione peroxidase activity
Source: RefSeq, a predicted model, not a curated record
AUGGCUUACAUUGCCAAGUCUUUCUACGACCUCAGUGCCAUCAGCCUGGAUGGGGAGAAGAUAGACUUCAACACGUUCCGAGGCAGGGCCGUGCUGAUUGAGAAUGUGGCAUCACUCUGAGGAACAACUACCCGGGACUACACCCAGCUCAAUGAGUUGCAAAGUCGCUUUCCCAGGCGUCUGGUAGUUCUCGGCUUCCCUUGCAACCAGUUCGGACAUCAGGAGAACUGUCAGAAUGAGGAGAUCCUGAACAGCCUCAAGUAUGUCCGCCCUGGGGGUGGGUACCAGCCCAUCUUCAGUCUAACCCAAAAGUGUGACGUCAACGGGCAGAACGAGCAUCCUGUCUUUGCCUACCUGAAAGACAAGCUGCCCUACCCUUAUGACGACCCGUUCUCCCUCAUGACCGAUCCCAAGCUCAUCAUAUGGAGUCCGGUGCGCCGCUCAGAUGUGUCCUGGAACUUUGAGAAGUUCCUCAUAGGGCCAGAAGGGGAGCCCUUCCGUCGCUACAGCCGCACCUUCCAAACCAUCAACAUCGAGCCUGACAUCAAACGUCUCCUCAAAGUCGCCAUCUAG